UGCAUACAAAAGUCUAAAAGGUCAUUUCCUUGAAAAAAGAGAAGAAAAAUCGGAAAAAAGUCAACAACUUAAUUUCAGUAGAAUCCGACGUGGAAAGAAAACGCCUCAAGGAAGCUGGUUUGUACAAGGAUAGGGAGAGAGAGAGAAUUUCCGACAAGCUCUCUUUUUAAGACAAUCAAUCUCUUUCUUCAAACUAAGCCCCGACCAAAAGCUAACUCAUUGCUUAAUUAGAUUCCCUCAUGGAAGAGUAACCUAAACCCUUUCUCUCUCUCUCUCCCUAAAAGCAAUCUGCCUCUUUUUUUCCCUUUUUCCCUUUCCGAGCAGAUCUGAGCCGAAGGUUAACUACAUGACCGGCGUUGAGAACGGCGUGAGAAUGACGUCACCAGAGACGUCUUCAACAUCCUCCCUCGCCACCACAAGUGUCCACGUAAGUGCUCUCGACGGACUCGUGAACGUGAACUCUCUCUUCACCAUCGCCGUCUUCGUAGGUCUUUCGUUAGCGACUCCAGGACAACACAGCCUCGAACAACGAUCCAGCUGCGAUGCAAGUGCUGACGUGGCCAAGAAGCUACUGGUCUUCGAAGUCGUCUCCUUCAGCUUCUUCCUCUUCUCCUCUCUCGUAGCUCAGGGUCUUAAGCUUGCCUUAAACCUUCUUAAUAGCAAAGACGUCAACGAGAUUUUCAGAGCUCACAUCAAUAUCAAGGUUUUGAGAUGGGGAAUGAUGGCUUCUGCUGUCGGAUCUGUCAUGGGCUGUCUCUUCUUGAUGCUCUCUAUGGUUAAUGUGAUUCAGAUCCGUCUUGGUUUGCUCUCUUGCGGCAGCAAAUCGGCUGCUCAAGCGGUUGCAACGCUCGUCACUCUGGUUUCCUCUGCUCUGCUGAUUUACAUCUCUACCGCCAUUUACGCUUUCUGGCAUUGAUACUGCUGAAUCAACUCCUGUCAAAAUUGGAUAAUGAUGUGAAAUGUUCCCAAGUCCAUGGCUUUAUUUUGAUUAGCCAAUGUGUAAUUUCAUCAUCAAUGCCUUUCAAUCUUGUUUUCUUCUUUGUUUGUUUCGGAGAAUGAAGAAUCAAUCACAAGAGAAAAAAACAUUGGAUUAAGAAAAUUUGAUGUUAAGCUUUUAUGAACAGAAAUGAAGCAUUAUGUUUGCUGUUUA
Arabidopsis lyrata subsp. lyrata is the source of this 1150-nucleotide messenger RNA. RefSeq lists its product as uncharacterized. Bases 347 to 916 code for a protein of 189 amino acids. The transcript has a single exon. NCBI's taxonomy places the organism in Eukaryota, Viridiplantae, Streptophyta, Magnoliopsida, Brassicales, Brassicaceae. The record is from RefSeq and is a predicted model, not a curated record.